GCGCGGAAGCGGAAAACUCAAAUAAUAAUAAUAAGGUUUGUCUUCAAGUGGAAACUCGAAUAACAAAGUAAAAAUAAAUAAAUCUAGAUCUAGAACCAGCGGUCAUAGAUAGUCACUAAUUUUUCAUAACAUUCUGUGAGAAUGACAAGACUGGAACCUCUGGAGAAGAGGUUUGCUCAUUUUCUAGAGUUGGCGGAAGAAUACAAGGAAUUGAGAAUACUAGAAAAAACCUAUUUUGAAGAUGAAGCAAUCAAGUUGGAAAAGAAACUCAAAUCAUCUGCUCACUCUGUCCAAGAUGAGGAACUUCUUGCAUCCCAAGUGUCCAACUUGGACAAACGGGAAGGCAUGCUUAACAAAGAGAUUGCCCAGCGAGAACAGAUUCUCAAGGAAAUGUCCAAAGAGCUUGAGGUGUUGAAACAAGAGGAGAAAGAAAAUACUCCACUACCUAAGGAAAGGUAUCUAGUGAAUCUGUACAGAGACAUCUCAAGGGUCAAGUAUCAUGCCAACCCUGGUCCCAACGAACUCAAAGGCUUUAUCUGCACAGAGUCGGGUCAGGUGAAGACGUUUUGUUUCGACAAAUUAAAACAGUCUGAGUUUUUCAUCGCCAACAGCCUGUGGGCAAUGGGAGAUGAGGAAAACUGGUGAUUGAAAAGUUUUGAAUGUACAAAUCUGUUUAUGUAGCAUUCUCAAUGUCUGGUCUUGUAGAUUGUUUUUAAAUAUUGGAAGUCCGGGAGUUCUAUCUUGCAACUGUUAAUGCCUUGCUCUAAACUGCCUUACUUCACGUGUUAUUUAUGUUCUAUACCAGCCAAAUUGCCUUUAUAAGUACACAAAGCCUUUUGCUCUUAACCCUUAAAACGCGUGUGGUAGUUUAGCCUCUAAACAUCAGAAUUGUAAUUCCAUUUUGUAUGCACUCAGUGUAAACCAGCUCAGCACUUUAAGGGUUAAGGAUCUGUUGAUUUUAUUUACACUCUAAAUUUAGACUGUUGUGGUUUUAUUUUUACAAAUUCUUACUGCUUAUUGUCAGUUACUUCCCCUGACUAAAGUCUUGGAAUUUUAUUUCUAAAAAAUUAUGUUAUUUAUUUAAUUUUUUUUUUCAAGUAUCUGAUUUUUUGUGUUUAAUUAAGCUGUGUGUCUCAUGCUCUUAAGACUGUAGACAAAUACAAGGUUAAGACUUAUCUGGGAAGCAUUAUUGAAAUAUUUGAUAUUCUAAGUAUGUAUAGUGUCAUCUAAUGUUAACUAGUCAUUGGCUAGGUAAUAUAUGAGAAGUGAAUGUUAGCCACUCAUGGUCCAAUCUCAACUAUAUAGUCAGUGGCAUAGCAAGGUUAUAUACAGCCUGGUUCUGACCUGAUGUUGGUGUCUCCAAAAUAGUAAUAGUUUGUUGUUUUUUUUUCUACAUCUAUUUGCCUUUUUUUGACUUUAUCAAGCUCUGGGCACAAACUUUUUAUACUGGUACCAACAAUUCUUUUAGUCGAGGGUCGGAACUUAAAUUUUGAGAGCGCAACCUUGGAAGGAAAGUCAUUUUCCAGGCGUCUCCUAUUUGUGUUCAGUCUAGUGCUCAAAAGUUUAUGUUGGUCAUAAACGUGAAUGAUUUGAUGCCAGCGUCAGGUAGACCUCUUGUUGUAUUUGCCAGUUUAAAAAAGUUAUAAAUAAUUUUUGUGAAAUUUUUUUUUUCUUUAUACUCUCUUUCCCUUGCACUUCUUCACUUUUUGUCGGUGGUUGAGUGGUUAAGCGCUUGGCUUCCAAAACUGGGGUUCUGGGUUCGAAUCCUGGUGAAGACUGGGAUUUUGAAAUUUGUGAUUUUUCAGGGCGCUCCUGAGUCCACCCAGCUCUAAUAGGUACCUAACUUUAAAUGUGGAAAGUAAAGGCAGUUUGUUGUUGUUUUGGCCACAUGACACCCUGCUCGUUAACUGUUGGCAGAAGAAACAGAUGACCUUAAAAUCAUCUGCCCUGUAGAUGACAAGGUCUGAAAGGGAAACUUUACUUUUAAAACUUUUUUUAAAACUUUGUGCAAAGAUUAUGGACUGACAUUAAGUACCAAGAAGAACAAUGUAUAGUGAGGCCACUCAACACCCUCAACCAUAUAUAUAGAGGAAUCCCUGCAUGAUGUUGGGCAUGCUUCCUGGGCUCCACAAUCCAAGACAACCUGACGCUUGCAGAGGAGAUCUAAAAGUGAUUUAGAAGGGCUGCUUCGAACUUUGGUAGACUAAGCUUGCGUGUCUUUAAAACAUGGAAAUAAAAGCAAGUAAGUUGUCCUGAAGACUUCAAGAGAUGAAAAUGUCAGAUCUAACACAAGACGAGGUGGGCAGUAACCUUGACCCUUCUUACCCUUGACAUUGUUUCCCUAUUUUUUGACAGUUUAUGAGAGAAAAAUGCUUUCUUAUAAAACUUGCUGAGGAACUGAAUUAUUUCUUAUCUUAUAAAUUACUCAUGUUCCUUCAAACAGAGGAUAAAUAUGUCCUGCAUGUAAAUCUAUUUGUAGAUGUUUUUACCUUGGCAAUGUAAUUGUGUUUGUCAUUAACAGAAAAUUGCUUUUUAAGUAGCUGGUCAAGGCCUCUUCUUCUUCUUCUAGCCAGCUUUACUGCUGCUGAGCUGUGAGCUCUUUUGCACACUGUGCCAAGGAAAAAUAGUGUGCUGUUUUCUUCAGUUGUUCAGCACUGCCGUACAGGGUGUUGGUUAUGUUGAGCUGUAGUGGAAGUAAGGUGGAUUAGGAAGGGGCAUUCAAAGAGGAUAUGGUUCACGGUUUCAAAAGGGUGGGCACAGUGUCUGCAAAGGGGGAGUUGUGUGGAGUUGGUCAAGGCUUCCAUUGUCACUGUUAAGGAGGUGAAGUGUUUGAUAGUAAAUAGUAUUAUUGAGACAUAUGUGUGCGUUGACCAUUUUUCAUAGUUGUGUCCAUUGUCUGGUGGACUUGUUUUGUAGAACCUAUGUACUUCCUUGCUAUGCCACUGAGUAUAACAGUCUCUAACCACACAGAUGUUUUCAAUGUAUUAAUCUUUAAUUAAUUCUCCAUCAACAUGCUGCCUUCAGACUUUACCACAGAGCAGCGGGGGGGGGGCAGGUUCGAACCAGGGACCACAUGAGAAUCCAGAGCGCACACCAUAGGACUGAACAGCUUAGUUUCUGAAGUAUGGUAGCUUUCUAAUGUUUGAUGGGUAUCUGAAACUGUCCUUACUCAAAGUUGUCAAUAAGAUUGUGUUGAUUGUCGCAUUGGUGUGUAUGUAUCAAGCUUUUAAAAGUUCAACAGUUUUUAUCUCUGAAAACCAGUUCAUUCCAAAAUAUUUUGUUUUAAAGAUAUUAGAAUUUUGUUCUGGCAACUUUUCUUCCUGAUGCAUACAUAUAGUCAUGUAUAAUGUCAGCACUAGGGACCAAGUUUUUAAUGAGAGAAAAUAGUGAAUUAAAUAUAACAAAAAAUAGGGCAAUUCUGCCUAGUAUUAAGCAGUUCUAAGGGAACUAACCUCUAGACCAUAGAGAUGUCAAAAAACAUCUUUUUGAUCCAAGGCAUCUCGCAUGCCAACAAUUACCUCCCCAGUAGUUCAUUGUCACAUGACUUGCCUAAUUCUGCCCCCACCUCGUCACACUCGACUUCACUAACAAUUUGUAACAGCCGACACAGACUUCCUUUAGGCAUAUAUUAGACAAACAAUGGGUCUCUUACUUUUUUUUACAUCUCUCUCAAUAUAACAAGUGGAUAAUUCAAAGACAUGACUUAUAGAAGGCUCUAGUGUAUAGGAACUAUCAAGCCCAUAAUGUGAACACAAAAUAUUAGAAAUGUGAAGCUAAGUGAAUCAUGUAUACAUAUAUAUAUAUGGCUCCUGUCUCGGAAGGCAAGAUGAGUAACUGGCUUUGGUUUCGUUUUAAGACGGGGGCAGAAUCUCGAAUGACUGAUCAAGCCAAUUCUGGAGCGGCAGAGUCUGCCACAGUUCGUGCAUGUAUAUGCAUCUGUCCUAGGGCUAGCCGACAUGGCAGAUUUCUUUCUCUUGACUGAUGCAGCUUCGUUUCUUUUGCUCUCGGCGAAGUUCGUACCAGCAUGUAAAGUCUGUCUCCAUGCUGUCCGGUAUUAGGCUAUCUCCUCCCUUACACAUGACAUAUAUCUAGGCAGCACUAGGGACCAAAUUGUUAGUGUGAGAAGACAGUGAAUUAAAUAGGAGAAAGGAAAUAAGGGGCUGAGUUGACCCCCCGCUCCCCCGAUACAGCAACUCCGCCUAGCAGUAAGGUAAGCCUACUUAGGACUGCUCUACUAUUUUCCUCCUGCUUUCAAUCUUUAUUCACCAACAUUCAUUCUCGACAAAAGUUACUGGCCUUUUUAGUUAUUUUUAGUUGUUUUUUUUUUUGCAAUAUUACAUCAUUGUCUGAUUUCUAAGUGGCUCACUUCUUCUUGUGAUCUCAAGAUUAAAAACAAUGGAUGAUCUAGAAACUAAAUUCAAUGUACUUAUUCACUUGUGUAGAUACUUUGCAAUUUUUAUUUGUACAUUUUACUUGUAAGCUAUACCUGUAAAUAAAUCAUUUUAAUAGUA
Messenger RNA from Biomphalaria glabrata, 4511 nucleotides. RefSeq lists its product as uncharacterized. The record is from RefSeq and is a predicted model, not a curated record. The transcript has 5 exons. Bases 142 to 645 code for a protein of 167 amino acids. NCBI's taxonomy places the organism in Eukaryota, Metazoa, Mollusca, Gastropoda, Planorbidae.